AUGUUCUGCUCUCUCGGCCCCCAGCACCUCCUCAAGUCCAAGACCUCUGCUGAGAUCUUCGAGAUCCUCGACCAGGUCUUCGAGAAGUUCGACGACGCAGUCGACCAUCACGGCAUGUACAAGUAUCAGAACGUCGGCGACUGGUACAUCAUCAUGUGCCCUCGGGCAGCGAGGCCCUUCGACCAGAAGCUUCAGGCGGAGCCCUACCCGAGGAGUCACGUCCGGAGCAUGGUCCACCUCGCCGCUGACCUCAUCGGCAUCGCCAAGAAGCAUGAUAUCCAAGGAACAAAGCUCAACCUCAAGAUCGGGAUGCACUGUGGGCCUGCAGCUGGGGCUGUGGUCGGUUCCCACAGAGCCUUCUACUGUGUCUACGGCGACACGACCAACACGGCAGCGCGCAUGUGCAAGUACGCGGCAGCGAACCAGAUCCUGUGCACGUGCUCGUUCGCCAAGAUCGCCGGGGGCUGCAAGGGGCUGCCGUUCGCGUUCGAGGCCAAGGGAAUCAUCUCAGUGAAGGGGAAGGGAGCUAUG
This is a messenger RNA of Guillardia theta CCMP2712, 531 nucleotides long. RefSeq lists its product as hypothetical. The annotation marks the transcript as partial. Gene Ontology annotation, biological process: response to oxygen levels; cyclic nucleotide biosynthetic process. The transcript has a single exon. Gene Ontology annotation, cellular component: guanylate cyclase complex, soluble. Lineage: Eukaryota; Cryptophyceae; Pyrenomonadales; Geminigeraceae. The record is from RefSeq and is a predicted model, not a curated record. Gene Ontology annotation, molecular function: guanylate cyclase activity.